Solea senegalensis (Senegalese sole) is the source of this 4706-nucleotide messenger RNA. RefSeq names its product collagen, type VI, alpha 1 (gene col6a1). The coding region runs from base 226 to 3255 and encodes 1009 amino acids. Lineage: Eukaryota; Metazoa; Chordata; Actinopteri; Pleuronectiformes; Soleidae. The record is from RefSeq and is a predicted model, not a curated record. The transcript is spliced from 35 exons.
CCUCAUCCCUCCCCUCCUCCCUCACCACCGUGCGCUCGGGUCCUCCUCUGCGCGCUCUGGGUCUCGCCUCGGACAAACUGCGGCAAAGGCGCUGGAUCACCAAAAAGUCCACCGAAUCGGGUUAAACAGUGCCGGAUUCUGAGGCCGGAGAGGUUUGGACUUUGUUUGUCUGGGACACGCGGGUGUUGAAUUGUUGAGUUUUAUAGUUUUAUUUGCAGUUUAAUCAUGGGGACGCUCGGGGGGCUCCUUGCGCUGCUGUGCGUUUUCCUGACUGGGGCGCAAACGCAGAACCAAAGAAACAAGUUUGCGGAAUGUCCUGUUGACCUUUAUUUCGUCCUGGAUACAUCUGAGAGUGUCGCCCUCAGACAGAAACCUCCCAACUUUUAUAUUGACCAGAUUAAAGAAUUCACCAAGCGCUUCAUAGAUGAACUCCAGGACAUGCGCCACAAAUGUGACCGCAUCCUGACGUGGAACUCAGGAGCGCUGCACUACAGUGACGACGUCAUCAUCGUGCGAGAGCUGAGCGAUUUGAGCACUGAACGUCAGGCUCUGAAGAAUGACAUUGACACCAUCAAAUACAUCGGCAAGGGCACAUACACCGACUGUGCCAUCAAGAGGGGUCUUGCUGAGCUGCUCGUUGGGGGUUCCCACUACCAUGAGAACAAGUACAUUGUGGUGGUGACAGACGGUCACCCCAUCACUGGUUACAAAGAGCCAUGUGGCGGAGUGCAGGAGGCUGCCAAUGAGGCCAAGCAACAUGGAGUCAAAGUGUUUGCCGUGGCCAUCUCACCUGACCAGGAGGACACCCGGCUGUCAGUCAUUGCCACAGACCAGAACUACAGACAGAACUUCACUGCAGCCGAUGACACCAGAUCCACCAAGAUGGGAACCAUCAGAACCAUCAUUGAUAUUAUCACAAACGAGACAAAGGAUGUGUGUUGCUCCUUUGACUGCAAUGCUUCAGGUGGGCCCAAAGGACCAGAUGGAGACUCUGGCGCAAAGGGAGAAAGAGGAAGACCAGGAAUGCCAGGAGAGAAAGGAGAUAUUGGUGACAUUGGCAGCAUUGGAGAUCCCGGCCCCGUUGGUUACAGUGGAAUGAAGGGAGACCAAGGUGUCAAGGGAGGAAAGGGUGAUAGAGGAUCCAAAGGCUACAAGGGAGACAAAGGUCAAGGGGGAAAAGAUGGAACUGAUGGACGCAAGGGUGAAGCUGGUUACCCUGGUCUUCCUGGCUGUAAAGGAUCUCCCGGAGCAGACGGUUUGCAGGGAGAGCCCGGACCAAAGGGAGAUCCUGGUCCAUAUGGUCAGAAAGGAGGCAAAGGAGAUCCAGGAAGAGAUGGAGAAAAAGGAAGGCCUGGGAACUAUGGAUCUCUGGGUCCAAGGGGGGAUCGUGGCUCACGUGGAGCUGAUGGGGACAAAGGAGAGCGCGGCGAUGAUGGCGCACCUGGACCAGAUGGAACUCGUGGUGAAAAAGGACUAGCUGGAGAGAGGGGAGAGCAAGGUUCCCGUGGAAACAGGGGUCCAAGAGGAGAAGCUGGCGAUCCAGGUCCCCGUGGAGAGCAGGGGAGGGAGGGCUCAACUGGUCCCAACGGAGAACCAGGUGAGGUCGGCAAGUCAGGGCCUCCUGGCUACAGAGGAGAUGAAGGACCUCCUGGAGGAGAGGGACCUAAAGGACCAAGAGGAAUCAAAGGAGCUCCAGGAGACAGAGGCCCAAUGGGAGAGAGGGGAGGGGACGGUGUCCCGGGAAAUGGUACCGCAGGUUGUCCUGGUUUCCAGGGUUACCCUGGGUCCCGUGGAGAUGCCGGUGAGCCGGGUGGCAAGGGAACCCCUGGGCCUAAAGGAGAUGACGGCGAGCCUGGAGAUCCAGGCCCUGAUAACAACCAGCCAGGACCUCCAGGACCUAAAGGAGCCAAAGGUCACAGAGGACCUGAGGGCAAAGCGGGACCUCCUGGGCCUCCUGGACCACAAGGAACUGAUGAAUGUGAAAUUCUGGAUAUCAUCAUGAAGCUCUGCUCCUGUUGUGAGUGUAAGUGUGCACCUCUGGACCUGGCCUUCAUCGUUGACAGCUCAGAGAGUAUCGGAGCUUCAAACUUUGCUCUUGCCAAAGACUUCAUCAUCACAGUCAUAGAUAGACUGAUCAAAGACCAACAAGUCAAGUUUUCAGGUAAUGAGUCCAGAGUGAGUGUCGUCCAGUACAGUGGAGCACGAGCCCAGGAAGUCGUCCAACUGGGCAGCAACGCCGUCAGCCUCACUGAAUUUAAACAGGCAGUGAGGGACUUGCGCUGGAUUGCAGAGGCCACAUACACAGGCGAGGCCCUUGAUUUCGCCCUGAACAACACAAUCAAACUGAUGAAACAAGAGAACAGAGUCGUUCUCGUUCUCACCGACGGCCGCUCUGAUAUUAUCAGGGACAAGGUUCCCCUCAACGUCCUCUGUGGUAAAAACGUCCGGGUGGGUGGAUUAGGAGUGAAGGAUUACUCGGGUCGUCAGCCCAACAGGGAGCAGCUUGGAGAUGUGGUUUGUAAGAGUGACCCAAAACCAGGCUUUUCCUUUGUCCUGGACAACUUUGCUGAGCUGCUGGAGGACACUUUCCUGCAGAACCUAACAUCCAGAAUCUGUCAAGAUAAGAGAUGCCCAGACUACAAAUGUCCCAUUAGUUUCGGUGAAAGCGCUGACAUUUUGGUGAUGAUGGACAGUUCAGCCAGUGUGGGCCAGAAGAACUUCGAGACAAGCAAGACCUUUGUCCGCCGCUUAGCCGACCGCUUCCUGACUGCUAAGAGGAGCGCAGGUGCAAAUGUCAAAGUGGGCGUGGCCCAGUACAGCCGAAGUGCCCGCAUGGAGCAGGUGCUGACCACCAAUUUCACUCUGCUGUCCAGUCGACUUGAGGAGGCAGCCUUCCAAAACGAUGGCACCAACGUGUUAGAGGCCAUGGAAUUCGCAGUUAGAAAUUUACGUGGCCGAGGCGAUGCGUCAGGAGGCAUCAAGAAGCUGGUGCUCUUCUCUGACGGCAGGUCUCAGGCCGUCACUGAGCCUGUGCUGGAGAAGCGUGUCCGCGAGGUCUCCGAGGGUGGAGUGGAGCUCUUUGUCAUUGCCGUUGGCAGCCAGGUCAAUGAGGCCAACCUGCGCACACUGGUGAGCAGGGGACGGCCGGAUGACAUCAGCUACGCCCAGCGCCACCUCAUCCGUGUUUCAGAUUACCCGUCUCUGCUCCGCGGGGUCUUCUCCCAGACCGUCUCCCGCAGAGUGUCCAUGCGCUAAAUGCUGGGCCCCACAAAACAGGACCAACUUAAUUUAGAUUUUUAGUCCCAUUAUGAUUACUCCGUCUCACUCAUUUACCAUACACUGUGUUCGAGUACUUUAAAGAAAUGUCACAAAACGACAACUGAUUGUGUGGCAGACAAAUGGAAAUGUCUUCAUGAAAUGUCCAUGGGACUUUUUCAUCCUGAGCCAAGCCUCCAAUAAAGACCAAACCAGGCUGCGCACAAAUUCCAUCUUCUGUCUUGAUUCACUCACCCAUAACCCAGUUCAUGGCACCAUUUCAGAGUAUUAGAGGUUGUUUCAAAAAUAAACGACUGGAAGGAAUUGCUGGGAGGCAAAGACCGGGGUCAAAAUGUCCCAUUUAAAAAAAAAAAAAUGGAUUGCUUCAGUCAUGGAGAGGCUGUAUCUAAAAUGAUUUUUUAUGCUUUCAUUAGUGGGCUGAUCUCUACUCAGGUAUUCUUCAUCCCUGUAUCAUCUUCAGCUUUAUCUGAUGGGAGAUAAAAAUUGAUUUUUGAGGCCAAGCUCUUGUCUCUCCACGACUCAAGCUCCUGGCAUUUGAAAGAUUUGUGUUUACGAUCAAAUGUGGAGUUGUUGGUUGUUGUUUUUUUUUCUUCAUACCACUCUUUCAAGUGGUGCCAGAUGUGUGAGUAAUUUGUUUAUCAUUAAAACACAAGGGAAACAUAGCAGACCUGCUGUGUUUUAUCCUUUUGAAGCUAUUUGGGUAAUUAAUUGGAAAUGUUGUAGCAUACACGGGACUUGGUGAAAACCUACAUCUGGCAUCACUUGAAAGCUCUUAAUAGUCGACCAAAUCAACAGAAUGUGAUGUAUUCUCAAGAUGUAUUCUCAAACAAAAUUCCAACCUGGUUAGGAUGACGACACAACAGCUGGAUUCAACAUGUGUGAUUCUGUCUCAGUGUGUGCAUGCGUCCACACGUGUGUGUCCAUGACAUACAUGACAUGACAUAGUGUGCCUUGUGGUGAGGUAACUUUUUUUUUUAUGUGUGGCCUUGGGCGAUUGUUCUCUAAACAGUUGUUCAGGGGUCAGUGGCUCAGAUGACAGAAAGACAGAAACCUGUUGUUAGGUUCAGCACUGAGGCCUCCAUCACACACACACACUCAUGCAACUUUAAAAUUCAUUAUUAAGGUAGGAAAACAUCUGUCAUGGUUUAUGUCUGGAAAACAAACCUAAUGGGACUCACGCUGAGAGCCCCUCACACUCCCCACACACACACACACACACACUUUAGAUCCCCACAACUGUAAAUUAUAGACCUUACAUUUUGUUGCCAUCAGUGGCUUAGAGCCAAUGUGCUGUUGUUUUUAUUAUCUGUGGUGCUAUUAGUCUCAGUGUAUCAGCCUCUACCCAUGUUGUCCAAGAAGAUAUUUUUCCUGAGGAAACACAGCCUCAGUAGUGUUGUAAGAGCUCCUUCAAUAAAGGUUGCUACACAAAA